AUGGAUGAGCAUCAGGAAGAUCGACUGCGUGUGAAUUUUAACGUGAGUCUCUUGAAUGUCCCAUGCACCGUGGCUAGCGUGGACUUGGAAGAUCACAUGGGACAACGUUUUACGAAUCUGACGCGUCAUAUUCGUCAUUUUCGUCUUGCAACUGAUAAGACGACCCAUGACCUACAGAGAAUGGAUGAAGUUGUCAUUGACAAUCAUGAAAAGGGUGUCCCUGUCUGGGGAGGUGUUCAUCAUGAUACUAAAGGAGCCAACGUCCACUACUCAAUGCCACUGAAUAGCAAAACAUUUGAUGACUUUAUGGCCAAGUACGAGCUUGUGCUUGUCAACUUUUACGCACCUUGGUGUCCAUUCUGCCGUCAGCUUCACCCUGAGUGGGAACGAGCUGCAGCGCAGUUGCCUGACCACCCGGAAUACAGUGAAAUGGUGCGCAUGGCCUCAGUGGAUUGCACUGAUCCGGAAGCUAUGUCAAUCUGUCGUCGCGCACAUAUCCGUGCCUUCCCGUCUAUGCUCAUUUACAUGUACGGAAGUACGUCCACGCGCUUUAUUUACAACGGGCCACGCAGGACGGAACAUAUACUUCUGUUUUUGGAUCUCUUUUUCCGUCGCCUUGAGCCGGAUGCUGAUUUUGCUGAAGAAGUAAACAUGAACAGGGAUCGUCUUGGCUUACCGCUGCCUAUGCGUGUGAAUGGGGAAAAUUUAGAAGCAAUUGAUUUUAAGAAGCGUCACCCUUCGAAUUUUAUACAGUCUAACGCUGUUGAGGGAUGCGAAAUUUCAGGAAGUAUCAGUGUUAAUCGCGUCCCCGGUGUGUUGGUAUUCACGGCACGGUCUGAUGACAUGUCAUUCGACGCGCAAACUAUCGAUACUUCUCAUACUGUGAACCACUUUUCUUUUGGUCAAAUGCGACGUACAGAGAACCUGUUCGUUGGAGGCAACAAUCUACUCGCAGCACCGUCGAAUCGCUAUCCUCUUGAUAAGAAGACAUACACUACUGAGAGCGAAAGCACCACGGUGGAGCAUUUUUUGAAUGUGGUCGGUUUUGACAACCCGAACAAUAUUAGAAUGACGCACUUGGUGCAACGGUCGUAUGAGUUUUCGGCGACGACCACUCGAUACAAUGAUAAGCAGCCAUCCGCGCUAUUUAAGUUUGACAUCUCUCCGUUGGUGGUGCAGGCCGUGGCCGAUAACAUUCCAUUUUAUCAUUUCAUCACCGACCUGUGUGCGGUGAUUGGUGGCGUGUUUACUAUUCUUGGCCUUAUAGACUCGGGUGUUUUCCAUGCCAUGAACUCUAUCAAGAAGAAGCAACAAAUUGGAAAGCUAUCGUAG
Messenger RNA from Peronospora belbahrii, 1332 nucleotides. The record is from the annotation of a GenBank genome assembly. Lineage: Eukaryota; Oomycota; Peronosporomycetes; Peronosporales; Peronosporaceae.